UCCGCCAUACGGGUUUGAUUGAAUAAGCUCUCUCUCUCGCUUCCCUGCUUGGCUAUACUCAGUUGACCGUCUCCUUUGCUGUGGUCCACUGUUUCCUUUGACACAGAAGGCACGAAAGACGAGGUGUGGUGUGUGCACUGUGUGCACUGUCUUGGGUGAGAUAGUACAUUGUGUGUGUAUGUGUGUUUGCGUCUGUGUGACCCAGUCUCAGACCUCUCCUUGCAGCUGCCAACAUCAGGUAUGAAGACCCGUUUAAUAUUCCUUUGGCUAUUGGCCUCAGCAUUUGCUGUGUCUGUCAAAGGCAAACCUCACGACAAACAUGAAGCUUUGUCCAAGUCCUCACACAUAGCUAAACAGAAGAAACUUUUCAUUUCGUUUUCCAAGGACACUGUUCCAGAUGAGGUCAAUGAGGGGGAGGUCCUGCCGACCUUCAUGACCUUUGAGUCUAGUAGUCAGGAGCAGGAGGACGAGGACAUAAGCUAUGAGGACAAUGCUAAUGUUAAUGUGGGUCACUCCAAUGAGGGAGGGGUGUUUGAAGUGUCCGACAGUGGUGAGAGGAGCACCCCCGUCCUGCUGAGAGAUAAGGCACUGGUGGACCUCCUCCAUGGGGAGUCAGAGGAAGAAGAGGUGGAGGAGGAGGAGGGAAAUAUAGAGUCUGAGGAGACACAGUCUGAAGAGGAGGAGGAGGAGGAGGAGGAGGAGGAGGAGGGAGAAGAAGAGGUGGGAGACUUGGAAAAGGAGGAGGAAGAUGAGGAGGUGGUAGAGGUGGAGGAGGAGGUGCAUGUGGAGGCAGAGAAAGAGGCGGAAAAGGUGAAGGCGAUGGCGGAUGAGGAGGAGUCAGUUGAGGAUGAGGAGAAGAGAGAGAAAGACGACGAGGAGGAACAUGUGGUCGGGGACAGAGGAGUAGAGGAAGAGGUUCAAGUUGAAGAGACGGACAGCAACACCGAGCCUGAGAUUCCAGAGGAUCUGGACUACGCCAGCGACAGCGACAACACAGAGCCUCUUGAAACCGAGCUUGAGGAAGGGAAACCCCUCGCCGAAGACGCCCAGUUCCUUUCAAAUAAGAACGUGGAGGCCGAGGUGGAGGAGAAAGAAGAACAAGCUAGCAAGGAUGAUGAAAUCCCCACUGCCACUGAUGACUAUGAGUCCCAGCCAGACAUACAAGACGCCGAGUUCACUGAGAGCCAGGAAGUGCUCGGCCAGUACAAGUACAAUACCCAAGAAAAGGGGACCAAUAAAAAAGACGCAGACACAGAACUCCAAGAGACAAAGAACAUUGUGGAUCUUGAUGAUACACAUCUUUCAGUAGAAGGGGGAGAAGAGAAGGAGGAGAAGAACAUAAACGAGAGUGCCAGUCACACCAGAGGCAAAGCCAGGAAGCAGAGGAAGAACCAGAGAGUGAGGAAGCACCCCCUACAGAGGGAUGAGGCCCCACCAGGAGAGGGAGUCCCAGACCACCAGGGGGAUGAGGGCGUGAAGGAGCACUACCGCACCACCGACAGUGCUGUAUACAAGCCCAAGAGGAGAAGAGCAGGGACAUGGGCUCCUCUGGUGGGAAUGAACCCGGUCCAGAUCAGGGCGACAGUGGACCUCUACCCCAGCACCAGGCCCUCUUUGGCGGCUAGCCUAUACAGACCCCAAGCAUCCGCUGCCGACCCUUGUGAGAACUUCCGUUGUAAACAUGGAAAGACCUGUAAACUCAACAAGGAGAAGAAGCCUGUGUGUGUGUGUCAUGAGCCUUCUGCCUGCCCACAGAGUGUCACUAACUAUGAUCAUGUAUGUGGAAGUGACAAUGUCACCUACACACCCUGUGAGUUCUUUGCCACCAAGUGCAACCUGGAAGGCACCAAGAGAGGCCAUAUACUUCACCUGGACUACACUGGAGUCUGCAAAUUCAUAGCACCGUGUAUGACUGGCGAACUGGUCCAGUUUCCUCUGCGUAUGCGCGACUGGCUGAAGAACGUCUUGCUGCAUCUCUAUGAGCAUGACUCCAUGUCCCCUGGCUUCCUCACCCCCAAGCAACGCAUCAGAGUGAGAAAGAUCCACGAGAGUGAGAGGCGCCUCCAUCCCGGCAACCACCCCAUUGAGUUGCUGGCCCAGGACUUUGAGAAGAACUACAACAUGUACAUCUAUCCCGUGCACUGGCAGUUUGCUCAGAUGGACCAGCACCCUUCUGACAGGUUUCUGUCCCACUCUGAGCUGGCCCCCCUGAGGGUCCCGUUAGUCCCCAUGGAGCAUUGUACCUCCCGCUUCUUCCAGGAGUGUGACGCAGACAAAGACAAACAUGUGUCCUUCAGGGAGUGGACCCACUGCUUCGGCAUUAAGGAUGAGGACAUGGAUGUCAACCUGCUCUUCUGAGUCCAAUCAGUACCUCAUCAAGCAACCAGCUUAAAUAAGCAUUUAACAAAAUAACCUUCAAUCAUGGCAGAACCACAUACCUUAAUUGGAGAGUCACUUGUGUUGAUUUCAAUUGUAUGUUUUUGGGAUGUUCUGUAAAGUUAGCCCGGUGGAACCAGCCUGAUCUCUGUGUUCACCAUUUUAUUUAACUUCACAUAUCAGUCUGGCAUUGCUCCUUAUUGAAACUGUUUGAGCCUAUGUCUGUAAUGAGAGGCAUUAUUCAAAACUAACUUGUCAGUGAUGAGAUCACCUUUAACCAAUCAGAGGACGACCUAAUUCAAAGCACAGUAUUUUGGGGGCGGGUUUUCUGAGAGGAUGCUGAUUUGACCAGUAAUUUCUUGGUUUGUCCAAAACUCCCAUCUAUUGGAGAAAGCCCAGAUGUAUAUGUGCAGUAAUCCGGCCGGUUCCACCAUGCUACUGCAAAGUACAAUUGACUCAAAAGUACAAGUGAGGAUGGACCACUGUCCUUCCAUGUCUUAUGUCAGAUGGAGGAGGAUAGUUCAUGUUGUCUUAUUACAGUUGUGGUGGAUCAUUUCUUUCCUAUCAAAUGAGUAGACAAACUUAUCACAUAAGUCAGAGUUAUACUUAAACUAAAUCUUUAAUAAUAAGAGCUUUGCAACAGCAAUGACCUUCAACGAUUCACCAUUUCUAAUGAUCCGUUGAGAGUGGCAACACAAUGGCUACUGAGAUUUUUUUAUAGCAAAGAUCCACCCCCUUGUCGACAUAACAAACCACAGAUAUUAGGAACUGUUCACAAAGUGAGACUUUAUAAAUGAGAAAGGAGUAUCCCGUAGCCAGAUAACAUUCGCUAUAAAUUAUUGUUCAGUUUGGCACCUAAGAUGAGGUUGCUAUCUUGUUCCUGUUACUCCUAGCACAAAAACACCAACUCAUCCAAUGGCAUAAAUCAAUUGUCAACUCUAGACACUACCAGACACAUCCCCCAAGGCCGAAGGAGGGAGUGACUGGCACACAGACAUUGUGGAAACCAGUAAUUGGUUCCCCAUUAAUCACACCAUCCCUUCACAUGGUUUAACAGAUACAUUCACAUAUGAAGACAAUGUUCCCUCCUGUCCUCUUCCCUUUCUGAUAUUCUGCAUAGCACCAGGGACAUGUGAAAGACAAGCCUGACUUCUCCCCUCUCUGGGCCCCAGUUGUCUGAAACCCAGCAGAGGGAAGAAGUGCAACUGCCAACACCAGAGUCCGAAGGGAAACAUUCUAAUAACAAGUAAGCAUAUUAUGCAGAUAAGAUAUCUUUAUUAUCUGUUACCCAACUAAUUCUGAUUCAUCCACCACACAGUGUAGCUAUUACAGUGAAAUACUGCCAUGCUAUUGUUUGAGGAGAGUGCAGAGUUAUGAAUUAGAAAAUGUAAACCAAUUAGGCACAUUUGGGCAGACUUGAUACAACAUUUUGAAUUGAAAUGCAAUGGUUCUUUGGAUCAGUCUAAAACGUUGCACAUACACUGCUGCCAUCUAGUGGCCAACAUCUAAAUUGUGCCUAAACUGGAAUAAUACAUUGUGGCCUUGCUCUUGCAUUUCAAAGAUGAUGAAAAAAAUAUGCUUUUUCUUUGUAUUAUUUACCAGAUCUCAUGUGUUAUAUUCUCCUACACUAAUUUCACAUUUCCACAAACUUCAAAGUGUUUCCUUUCAAAUGGAAUCAAGAAUAUGCAUAUCCUUGCUUCAGGUCCUGAGCUACAGGCAGUUCGAUGUAAUUUUAGGUGAAAAUGUAAAAAAAAAAAAAGAUGUCUGGUCAUUAAAUCACACCAAGGUAAAGCAAAUUUGGAUCUAUAAAUAUGUGGAUGUUCUGUGAUACUGUAUGUAGAUACUGUAUAGCUGAUAGUGGUAUUAGUAGAGUAGGUGAUGAGAUUGUAUUUUUUAAACAAUUAUAUCAGUGUUAUGAACACAUUCCAAGAGGGGGAAAGUUUACGAGUGCUUUUUGUAGAUGACAAUAAACAAAACAAAAAUGGACUUCUAUGCAGGUGAAACAAAUCACUUUACUUUUUGGCCAAAAUAUUACAGUAUUUAUUUUAAACAUUAAAAAAAAGCUAUAGUUUUAUGCGGGUGCAUUUUUUGUAUGGAAACCAUUUAGUAUUGACUCUCACAAUAAAUUGAGCUUGAAUAGAGUAUUUAUUUCUAUGUCAAAAGGAGACAUUUUAAUGGCAGGAAAUGUAGUAGAACAUAUGAUGUUGACAGAAUUACUAAGAGUUGAAUGCUGUAACUGUUUUUUAUGUCUUGCCUGAUAUUGCUACUUCACUAACCAUUCUAAUAAAAGUAAUGUUGACCUCAUCGGAUCUCAUCACA
Molecule: messenger RNA, 4695 nt
Organism: Oncorhynchus keta (chum salmon)
Lineage: Eukaryota; Metazoa; Chordata; Actinopteri; Salmoniformes; Salmonidae
Product: SPARC-like protein 1
Exons: 11
Coding region: 241-2358 (705 amino acids)
Biological process (GO): anatomical structure development
Molecular function (GO): extracellular matrix binding; calcium ion binding; protein binding
Source: RefSeq, a predicted model, not a curated record